AGUGAAGACAUGGAAAAGGAAAAUGCAACAUUGCUGAUAGAGUUUGUUCUCACAGGACUCACAGAUCAACCAAAGUGGCAAAUGCCCUUAUUCCUGGUGUUCUUGGUGGUAUAUCUCAUCACCAUGGUGGGGAACCUAGGACUGAUUGCUCUCAUCUGGAAGGAUCUUCACCUUCACUCUCCCAUGUACUUAUUCCUUGGGUGUUUAGCUUUUGUGGAUGCUUGGCUAUCAUCCACAGUGACCCCUAAGAUACUGAUCAGCUUCUUGACCAAGAGUAAAAUAAUAUCUCUAUCUGAAUGCAUGAUACAAUUUUUUUCCUUUGGAUUUAGUGCAACCACAGAAUGUUUUAUCCUGGCAACAAUGGCAUAUGAUCGAUAUGUAGCCAUAUGCAACCCUUUACUUUAUCCUGUGAUUAUGACCAAUAGCCUAUGCAUCCAGCUCUCAGUCUGGUCAUUUGUAGGUGGCCUUCUUCAUGCCUCUAUUCAUGGAGGUUUUUUAUUCAGAUUAACCUUCUGUAAGUCCAGCAUAUUACAUCACUUCUACUGUGACAUAAUACUAUUGUUUAAGAUUUCCUGUACUGAUGCAUCUAUUAAUUUUCUGAUACUUUUUAUUUUCUCUGGUUCAAUUCAGGUAUUCACCAUUAUGACAGUUCUUUUCUCUUAUACAUUCAUUCUCUUUACAGUCUUAAAAAAUAAGUCUGUAAAAGGCAUAAGGAAAGCCUUUUCCACCUGUGGAGCCCAUCUCUUAUCUGUCUCUUUAUACUAUGGUCCUCUUCUCUUCAUGUAUGUGCACCCCAGAUCUCCUCAGGCAGAUGAUGAAGAUAUGAUGGAUUCUUUGUUUUAUACUGUCAUAAUUCCUUUUCUAAAUCCAAUUAUCUAUAGUUUGAGAAAUAAGAAAGUCAUAGAUUCACUGGCUAAAACAUUAAAAGGGAAAUGUUAA
Molecule: messenger RNA, 939 nt
Organism: Choloepus didactylus (southern two-toed sloth)
Lineage: Eukaryota; Metazoa; Chordata; Mammalia; Pilosa; Megalonychidae
Product: olfactory receptor 5H8-like
Exons: 1
Coding region: 10-939 (309 amino acids)
Biological process (GO): sensory perception of smell; G protein-coupled receptor signaling pathway
Cellular component (GO): membrane
Molecular function (GO): olfactory receptor activity; odorant binding; G protein-coupled receptor activity
Source: RefSeq, a predicted model, not a curated record